Messenger RNA from Penicillium soppii, 1566 nucleotides. RefSeq lists its product as uncharacterized. The record is from RefSeq and is a predicted model, not a curated record. Bases 1 to 1566 code for a protein of 521 amino acids. Gene Ontology annotation, biological process: transmembrane transport. Gene Ontology annotation, cellular component: membrane. Gene Ontology annotation, molecular function: transmembrane transporter activity. Lineage: Eukaryota; Fungi; Ascomycota; Eurotiomycetes; Eurotiales; Aspergillaceae. The transcript has 13 exons.
AUGUUGAACAUUCUCACGGGAAUUGCGCAAGUUGACUUGUCAUUCGACGUACUGGAUGGUAUUAUGUCGCCAAAAUCAAUCGAGGCCGAUCUUGCGACGCAAGUGGUUCAAAAAGAACCAAAGCGCAAAUGGGUCAGCUAUAUCUGGGAUACUUUUGAUAAAUCUCCCGAGGAGCGCAAACUGUUGUUUAAAUUGGAUUCAGCUAUCUUGACAUUUGCAUCGCUGGGAUAUUUUAUCAAAUACCUGGAUCAAAUCAAUAUCAACAAUGCCUUUGUCUCUGGGAUGAAGGAAGAUUUGGGCAUGUACGGCAACCAACUCAACUAUAUGCAAACAUGCUGGACCGUCGGAUACGUUAUUGGAGAAAUUCCUAGCAAUAUCCUAUUGACACGUAUAAAGCCACGAUACUGGAUUCCAACCAUGGAGCUUCUCUGGACCGUUCUUACAAUGUCGCUGUCCCGAUGCAAUACCCCGACUCAAUUCUAUGUUUUGAGAUUCUUUGUCGGACUCGCUGAAAGUACUUUCUACCCUGGAAUGCAAUACAUCAUCGGAUCAUGGUACCGAAAGGACGAGCUCGCGAAACGAUCAUGUAUAUUCCAUACAAGCAGUGGAAUUGCCAGUAUGUUCUCCGGUUACCUUAUGGAUGCGGUAUUUAAACUCGGAGGACGUGGGGGCUUCAAGGGUUGGCAGUGGCUUUUCAUUAUUGAUGGUGUCAUUUCACUGCCAGUGGCUAUAAGUGGAUUCUUUGUUCUUCCUGAUGUACCUGAGAUCUCCAAUCCUUGGUAUUUGAGCGAGCAGGAGGUACAACUGGCUCAAAAACGGAUGGCUUUGGAAGGAAGAAGAAACAGAGAGCCAUACACAAAGUCGAAGCUGAAGAAAAUCUUUACUUCCUGGCACAUCUAUCUUCUGACCAUACUUUACAUAUGCUUCAACAAUGGUGCCGCCGGAAGCCAGCCCGUCUUCCAACAGUUCCUCAAAGAUUCAAAAGAUCCUGUCUAUUCCAUCAGCCAAAUCAACACUAUGCCAACGACAACCCCUGCAGUCCAGGUUGCAACAACUCUCGCUUAUGCGUGGAUAUCAGAUACUGUUCUUAAAGGACGUCGCUGGCCUCCAAUUGUGUUUGGCGCCUGCGUAAAUAUAAUAAGUUAUGUUUCCCUCGCAAUAUGGGAUAUUCCAAUGGGAUGGAAAUGGACAUGCUUUAUUAUGAGUGGAGCCGGAUACGGGCUAAGUGGUCUACUUAUGGCCUGGGCUCAUGAGAUUUGCUCUGACGACAACGAAGAGCGAUCGCUGGUCAUUGGAAGCAUGAAUGAGAUGGCUUAUGUCUUCCAGGCUUGGCUGCCUCUUAUUGUAUGGCAGCAGGUCGAUGCGCCUAAGUAUCAAAAAGGGUACAUCACCGUGACUAUUCUGUCCAUUCUCUUAAUUGUCUUCACAUUUAUCAUUCGGUUCCUGCAUCAGAAGGAGAAAUUAAGCAAAAGCAGGAGCCUCACCCACGAGGCAGAAGAGACUGAAGAUGGCUCCUUAAAUACUGCUGAGGUAACCCCUGUUGAGGCAAAGUCUUUAAAGGCUUGA